UGUUUGUCAGAAGAUGUGGGUCGAAUCCAACUUGUUUAUAAAGGCCUUGCACCUAAACUUCUGGGUGUAGGACAGGUGCAGGACAGGUGUAGUCACAGACUGUACACACGACAUCUUCAGGAACGUGUGAAGGCUGUCGUCUACUCUAACCAUGAGAAGCGUUGCCGUGAUCCUGUUGGCACUGACAUCGGUGUGCCAUGGAUACCGAAUGUUUGCGGAUCGCAUCCCGAACGGCGAGCAGGUUCCCCAUCCCUGCAAGCCCAACUACCUGUGGCGUGGAGUAGGCCACUUCAACGUAGAUGGCGGUGGCUCCAGAAAUCCAUUUGGUCAAGAUUUCGACAUCGGCGGACGGGCGUGGACUCGGGAACUGUGUCAAAAAGAUUCUGACGGCGACGGACGAACCAACGGGGAGGAGCUGGGUGACCCCAACUGUGUCUGGCGAGUUGGUGACAUCCCGACCUCCUCCACAGGACUGUCCCAUCCAGGUGUCUGCGAGCCCAUUGACAGUGCCCGUUGUCAGCAGAAACAGUUGCACACAGGUUUGUUCCGCACCCAGCAGGAGUGGAUGACUCAGUCUUGCAAGUCCGCAGAGUUUAAUUGUUCGGCCAUCCACGAAGCCGGGGUUCGCCAACAACCUGCUCGCCUGGAACUGACAGCCGUGCCAGCCAAGGAGACAACCUACAUCUGCAAGAUCUUUGAAUUCGAGGACAACGCCAACGACUAUCACCUCAUCGCCACAGAGCCCAUCAUCAACAACAGCUACAUUUUGCACCACAUGGUCAUCUUUGGCUGCGAAGAUGACGUUCAGACUCGCUCUGCCUACCCGUGCGACAUGUUGCCAGACAGAAAAUGCAAGACCAUCAUCAGCGUCUGGACCCUGGGGCUCAACGGAGACUGCUACAACCGCAACGCCGGGGUCCGCGUCGGCAAGAACGGCUUGAAGAAACUUGCCAUCCAGCUUCACUGGAACAACCCUGCUCUGAUUGACAGCUACGUCGACAGUUCUGGCCUUCUCAUCCACUACACACCGCAUCUGCGACCCUACGACGCCUCUGUCCUGUUGCUGGGCAACGAGCAUUUCUCCAUCCCGCCGCGUUCCAACCUCACACAGGUGACCUCUCACUGCUCAGCCUCGUGCACCACCAGGAAGAUCGGGCACACCAUCAACGUCUUCGGGCUUUCAACCACAUGCACUACCUGGGGCGCAAGAUGUCAGUGGAGCUCUACAGGAACAACUCUCUGAUCACCACCUUCACCAUGGAUGAGCACUACAGCUACGACAGCCCGCAGUUCUUCAACUACGAUGAUGCUAUCCCUGUUGAGCCCGGGGAUGUGCUGAAGACUACGUGCGAGUACAGCUCCACGUACAAAAGCCGUACCGUCACGUUCGGCGAGUCGACGCAAGAAGAGAUGUGCUACGCCUUCCUCUACUUCUACCCC
Pomacea canaliculata is the source of this 1440-nucleotide messenger RNA. Its product is annotated as dopamine beta-hydroxylase-like. Gene Ontology annotation, molecular function: oxidoreductase activity, acting on paired donors, with incorporation or reduction of molecular oxygen, reduced ascorbate as one donor, and incorporation of one atom of oxygen; copper ion binding. Lineage: Eukaryota; Metazoa; Mollusca; Gastropoda; Architaenioglossa; Ampullariidae. The transcript is spliced from 9 exons. The record is from RefSeq and is a predicted model, not a curated record. The coding region runs from base 152 to 1243 and encodes 363 amino acids.